GUAGCCUCUCAUCCAGCCUGAUUCACACAAUCCCAAUCCUCUCGCAUCCCACUCUCCCCCCCCUCCCCCGGCAUCAUUGGCGUUCUUGUCACCGUGCCCAUGCUUUCCAAUUGUUGCCUUUGAAGCAAUUCCCCCGAUCCUCGCCCUCCUCUCCCACCGCCCUCGCCGUCUUCCGUCGCCAAUUGACAUCCGUCCCAUGGAUCAGCCGGCGGCAAAGAAGAGAAGGCUGGCACCCAAGAUCGAGGCGCAAGCGAGCCCUCCGCAUCCGCCGGCCUAUGCCCAUGAGCCUGCCCAACCCGCCCAACAUUUCCAGGCUCAGGAGGCCCCUCCUCCCCCCCCCGAGCGCCACGAGUUCGAGUCCUUCGCGAGACACCUGCAAGAUGCCGCCAUGCUUAUAUACCGACAAACCCAAAAGUCCCCCUAUACCAAAGCCUCCGUCCUCCUGCUGAGCUGGAGCGAGGACAAUUCCGUCGAGGAGGACUUGGUCGGCCUCGACCAGGUCCUCCGCGACCGCUUUAAUUACCGCACCGAACGCUUCGCCAUACCCGCCACCGCCACCGCCAGCACAAAGCUCGGCAUUCGCAUGGCCUCCUUCCUCGAACGCGCGGGGCCCGACCACCUUCUGAUAAUAUACUAUGCUGGGUAUGCGUAUGCUGGCGCGGAUAAUCAACUCUUCUGGGCAAGCAACGAGCGGGACGAUGCGGCUAAACUGCGGUGGGCCGGAUUUCGCUGUCUCUUCGAGGAGGCCGCGUCUGACGUGCUCCUGCUUCUCGAUACCUGCGCCUCGAAAGAACAAAUCGUCCCCGGCGGUGGCAGCGUGAAGCAAGUUAUCGCCGCUAGCACCCCCGAACACCAUUCCCGAGACCCCGGCUUGCGGUCAUUCACGUCACACGUCAUCGACGCGUUGACCAAGCUGAGCGCCGGAAGGCCGUUUACGGUGGAGCAGUUGUAUCACGAUAUUGUUGUCCAGAAGCAACACGAACUUACACAGGCGUCAGGGUUAACUAACGGAGCGAGCAAGAGCCUUCCCUUUUCCGAGAAGAUACCCGUCUUCUACACGUUGAGCUCUGGCAAAGGCCAGGGCCUUUCCCUCUCUCCGCUGCCUUCGGACACUGAGACGCAAUCGCGGUCUCCGCGGGCGAGCGUGGAUGCCGACGCCCAACUACUCAAAGCGUCCCGCGAAGAUCCCAUCCUCCACCCGAGCGCCAUAGCCGACUUGACGUUUGACGAGCCGAGAGUCCUGGUCUGCACCACUUUUGUUGGCGAGGCUAGUCCGGACAUGUCCUCUUUCAACCAUUGGCUGCACAACGCCCCUGCUAUCGCCUCGAAGAUAGCUGUAGAAGGCAUGUUUCUCGGGCCACCCACGAUGCUGCUCAUAUCGAUGCCAGUCGCGGUCUGGAAUGUGGUGCAGCAUGAUAAGGUCUGCUGCUUCCUAGGAUACGUGAACUCUCAUAAUAUGACACAUCUGUAUAACCGCUUAGUCGGAUCCGUGUCCGUCAACAAGGCGUCGGCGAAGGACGUGGAAGAUGGCCGGAUGCUUCUCGAAGCGCGGGAGAUGGCCGUGCAUACACCCAUUGCGCGCCGCCACGAGCUACCGAAUCACGCGCCGUUGCGGCCGGAGACACCAAUCCGACCAGAGAGCAUGGGACGACUUGACCCCGUGAGCCUGGCUCAAUCGUCUGUGGCUUCCAACGUGUCUUACACCAACUCCACACCAGGCGCAGCCGUCGCCAGCAAAAACGACGUGGAAGAUUCUGCCGAGAUGCAGGAGGCUGCCGAACAGCUCAAAGCCCUAAGUCAUGUUCGGCACCUGAGCGGCGAUACCACGCCUGGCGCGCACGCGCAGCCAACCCCCGCGGACGACAUAGAGCCUAGCAGACACGAAGAGGUGUCUGCUCACGACGCGAACGAAUCCGGGGCCGACGCGACCCAAUAUCAUCCCGAGUUCCCGACGCCAUCGCGGCCCAAGCAGCCCCGCCGAUCGCUUCAGAAGCAGACCCCCAAGCAGGAGACCCGCUGCAACAUGUGUAGCCACGCGCCUUUCAAGGAUUCCUCGUCGCUGCGUAAACACAUCGCCGCCGCCCACACCCGUCCGUUUCCCUGCGCCUUCGCCUUUGCCGGCUGCACGAGCACGUUCGGAUCCAAAAACGAGUGGAAGAGACAUAUUGCCUCGCAACAUCUGUGCCUACAGUACUACCGGUGUUCGUCCUGUCCGCACACCGCGGCCGAGGGCAAGGGGAACGAAUUCAACCGCAAGGACCUCUUCACGCAGCACCUCAGGCGCAUGCACGCGCCGUUCGCCAUCAAGAAGGCGAUCGUGAAGGGCGACAGCAAGCUGCAGGUGGACUGGGAGAACCACGUGAAGGAGAUGCAGCAGUCGUGCCUGGUGACGCGGCGGAAGCCGCCGCAGCGGUCGUCGUGCCCGAAGCAGGACUGCGGGAACUUCUUCGAGGGGCCGACGUCGUGGGACGAGUGGACCGAGCACGUCGGCAGGCACAUGGAGAAGGGCGAGGCGAGCCGGCUCGGCGUCGACCGGCUGCUGGCGAAGUGGGCCGUCGACGAGGGCAUCAUCGAGCGCAGGGACGACGGCGACUACCGGCUCUGCAGCGGCGCCGGCGGCGCCAGCGCCGACCGCGAGCCGCCGGCCGCCGGCAGCGUCGAGUGCCAGCCCGACGAGCGGGACGGCGCCAGGCCGCGGGACCCGAACGACCGCACGAUAAUAGCCGCGAGCACGAUGGUGGACAAGAUGGACGUCGACGAAUAGCAACAACAACGGCCCGGCCGUAGACGCGCGCGAUGUCUGCUUGUCGGUGCUUUUUUUUUCUUUUUGGGAGGGGAGGGGCUUUUCUUUCUCGAGCCAGAGCAUUUACGGGACCCGGACCAUCUCACGAAACAGCAUCAUCCAUCAUUUUUUUUCUUUCCUCAUCAUCGGACAGCGAGGCUAUCGCGCAUAUACGGCAUUUCUCUUUUCUAAGACCG
Molecule: messenger RNA, 2979 nt
Organism: Durotheca rogersii
Lineage: Eukaryota; Fungi; Ascomycota; Sordariomycetes; Xylariales; Xylariaceae
Exons: 3
Coding region: 197-2764 (855 amino acids)
Molecular function (GO): DNA-binding transcription factor activity
Source: RefSeq, a predicted model, not a curated record